AUGCAUCACAAUAUUAAGCAUCAGCGAUGUCGUGCGUGCAGCCGCGUCUUCAUCCACAACCAAGGACGCCUGGCACGAGACAAGCGGCCAGAACACACAUGCGAGUCGCCAGAGUGGGAAGAUGUGCCUCUCAUGCCCGAUCAUACCCUAAGCGUAUUUGAUCCACAAGCAAAGUACGCUGAGAAGAUCAAGUCCGUGCUGAAAAAAUGUCGGGAGAUGGUCGUCAACGAGGAGGACGCCUACUGGCAUACCAACAUACGCUUGCUUAAGGAGAUGUUUCCUUCGGACAACAUAUCAUUUGCUAAGCUUGGAAGCUCAGCUCAGCCCAGCGAUUUGAUAGAUGUCUACUCAGUGACAGAAUGUGAGGCGAAAGAGUUGCUCGCCCGGGAUCAAGCUAUGACGCAGCCUAUUUUGAUAAAGGGGUCACAAAAUACACCGGAUGACCCUAUGCAGACCCUAUGCGAUCGCUUCCGUCUGCCCGGAAGCAAAGUCAGUAUACAAGAUGCCCGAGAAAAAGAGAGGACACCAGUCUCAAUGCCCGUCGAUGAGGCAAUUGGCGCUAUAAGGAGAGAAACCACGAUCUGCGGCGGCUUACCGUUCACAAUUCUCGAUCUGGAAUUCCUUGGACAAAUACCGCCAAUACCGGAAUGCCUUCAUGAUAACAGAUUUGCUGUCAUGCAAGCGAUCGACUCUCGCUUACAGGUUGCAUCUCGAAUGAAUGAAGAGAAGACUGGCGCAGGCCCCGGAAAGAAAAGCAGCGCGGCUGUGAUUCAUGAAGGCGCCUUUACCGGUUUCCAUGUUGACACGCCUGGUGGGACAUGGGUGAGAACUAUGUCGGGUUUAAAGGCUUGGAUUUUUGCCUCUCGAACCGCUCCUAUCAACGACUUUCAAGAGCAAGGUAGUGACUGGGCGCCGGAUGUCAAUGUCAUCAUUCUAGAGCCUGGAGACUGUCUAAUCAUGCCUACCGCCAUUCCCCACGCGGUGCUCACGAUAGCUGAUUCUUGGAUGCAUGGAGUUGAGCACCCGAAUACCUCGAACGAAACGGGAGCAGAAGUUACGAAGACUGCUGAGCUGUACAUGCGCUAA
Molecule: messenger RNA, 1086 nt
Organism: Akanthomyces muscarius
Lineage: Eukaryota; Fungi; Ascomycota; Sordariomycetes; Hypocreales; Cordycipitaceae
Exons: 4
Coding region: 1-1086 (361 amino acids)
Source: RefSeq, a predicted model, not a curated record